CGGAACGUAAACACACGAAAUGAUCUGGACCAUUUGUCUGCUUGUCCAAGCUGCGCUGCUGUAUUUCAUCCUCACACACAGAUCGAGAUCCAAGAGUGAGCCGCCUCUAGACAAAGGACUUAUCCCGUGGUUAGGCCAUGCACUUGAGUUUGGAAAAGAUGCUUCCAAGUUCUUGAGUCGAAUGAAGCUGAAACAUGGCGACAUUUUCACAGUACGUGCUGCUGGACGUUAUGUGACGGUGCUGCUGGAUCCACACUCGUACGAUGAAGCCAUCCAGGACUCCGAUUGCCUGGACUUCACACGCUAUGCACAGGUGCUCAUGGAGAGGAUCUUCAACCUGCGGCUCCCACAUCACCAGCCGCAUAAAGCAAAAGCCAUGAUGACAAAGCACUUCAUGGGAAUGAAUUUGGAUGCCCUCAACAGCACAGUGAGCAGACACCUGCAGGCCUUGCUGAAAGCUGAGAUGCCUCAGAACCGGAAAGACUGGAAAAAGGAGGGACUGUUUGACUUCUCUUACAGUUUACUCUUUAAGGCGGGGUACCUGACGCUGUUUGGAGGAGAACAGAACAACAACAGCUCGGAUCCGUCAAGUGUCUACGAGGAGUACAAGAAGUUUGAUGGUCUCUUAACCAAAAUGGCAAGGGGCACACUAAAGCCAGAGGAGAAGAGGACAGCCCACAGUGUUCAACAGAGACUGUGGGAGCUUUUGGCUCCAGCCGGUCUGACUGAGGACUCGGGGUCGAGCCCUUGGCUUCAUGGCUACAGGCGUCUCCUGCAGGAGGAGGGGGCCGAUGAGGACACGCAGAGGAAGGCCAUACUUAUGCAACUGUGGGCCACGCAGGGUAAUGUUGGUCCUGCUACAUUUUGGCUGUUGGGCUACUUGUUGACAAACCCUGAAGCUCUGAUGGCGGUGAAGAGGGAGUUCAGCCAGAUCUCACAGAUGGAGACCUCAGAGACUCCUCUCACGGACAGACUUAUGAACACCCCUGUGUUUGGUAGUGCUUUGGAAGAGGCAUUGAGACUCACUGCUGCCCCCUUCAUCACCAGAGAGGUGGUGAAGGAAAAGACCCUCCACAUGGCUGAUGGCCAAGAGUACCUGCUAAGAAAAGGAGACAGGAUGUGUUUGUUCCCCUUCAUCAGCCCUCAAAUGGACCCUGAGAUUUACCACGAGCCACAGAAGUACAAGUACGAUCGCUUCCUGAAUGAGGAUGGAUCAGUGAAGAAGGAUUUUUAUAAAGGAGGGAGGCGGCUGAAAUAUUACACCAUGCCAUGGGGCGCAGGGACCAAUGGCUGUGUGGGAAAGCAGUUUGCCAUCAAUACCAUCAGACAGUUUGUUUACAUGGUGUUGACUAACUACGAUUUGGAGCUGUGUGACCCAAAUGCUCAGAUGCCGGAGGUAAAUGCCAGUCGUUAUGGAUUUGGGAUGCUACAACCAGAGGGGGACUUGCUUGUCCGAUAUAAAUCGAGGAAUACACACUAGGUCUUUAAAGACAAACAAAACACACAUCUUUUAUGUACAUUUCAACACAUGCACAUUGUUGUUAAUAUUCCCUUUGUACUUUUAUAUACUAUAUUUAUAUCAAACAGUAUAUAAUUAUUUUUGUUAUUUAUCAAUAAAUGUA
Seriola dumerili (greater amberjack) is the source of this 1622-nucleotide messenger RNA. Its product is annotated as prostaglandin I2 synthase. The record is from RefSeq and is a predicted model, not a curated record. The coding region runs from base 20 to 1480 and encodes 486 amino acids. The transcript has 10 exons. NCBI's taxonomy places the organism in Eukaryota, Metazoa, Chordata, Actinopteri, Carangiformes, Carangidae. Gene Ontology annotation, molecular function: prostaglandin-I synthase activity; oxidoreductase activity, acting on paired donors, with incorporation or reduction of molecular oxygen; monooxygenase activity. Gene Ontology annotation, biological process: prostaglandin biosynthetic process.